This is a messenger RNA of Melospiza georgiana, 2005 nucleotides long. RefSeq names its product inositol 1,4,5-trisphosphate receptor interacting protein (gene ITPRIP). The record is from RefSeq and is a predicted model, not a curated record. Gene Ontology annotation, cellular component: membrane. Gene Ontology annotation, molecular function: protein kinase inhibitor activity. Bases 7 to 1656 code for a protein of 549 amino acids. Lineage: Eukaryota; Metazoa; Chordata; Aves; Passeriformes; Passerellidae. The transcript has a single exon.
ACUGCCAUGCCCGUGGGACUCUUCCGGGUGUGCCUACUGGUGAUCACAGCCAUUGUCAACCACCCGCUCUUCUUCCCUAAGGAGAAUGGCACGGUCCCUGAGAACACAGAGGAAAUCAUCCAGAAGAUGAAGGAGCGGGAGGAGAGCCUGCGGCUGGAGCAGCUGCGCUUGGAGCAGGAAAUCGCACACCAGGAAGCCACACAGAAGGCUCUGGAGGAGGCUGCAGUGGUAGUGGAGGAAAGCAAAGAGGGAAGGGUCCGAUGGGAUAUGUGGACUGCCCUCUCCAUGGUCAUCUUCCUGCUGAUCGAGCUCUGGAGGCAGGAUUUCCAGGAAGGGAAUUGGCAGGACAUAGGAGGAGAAGAGGAUGACAUGGCAGUGCUGGGGAAGGCAUUUAAAGGAGUGGCCUUGCCCGACAAGGCUGUCCUGGCCAGCUUCUAUGAGAAGCGUAUCCUGGGUACCACUGGAGACAUGGCCAGGAUGCGGGAGAUGGUGGAAGGCUUUGCAGAUGACCUGCUGGAGGCCUUGAGGAGCGUCUGUAACCGGGAUGCUGACAUGGAAGUGGAGGAUUGCAUGGGUGUGGGGAGCAUGUAUGAGAACUGGAGAGUGCGCAAACCCUUCGUCUGUGAUCUGAUAGUGCCUUUUGCUCCCCCGGAGCCUUACUGCUUUCGCUGCCAGACCUGGUGCUCUGGUGAUUCUUUUCCCCCAGAUGAACAAGGUUAUGGCACUAUCAAGGUGUGCAGGGCAGAUGAGGAUGUGACGGGCUGCAUCUGUGACAAGACAAAACUAGGGGAAGAUAUGCUGUGCCUCCUCCAUAGCCAGGUCAGUAGUACCAAGCCCAGCAGUGAGAUGGAAGACCUCCUGUGCUUCAAAAACACUCAAUAUCUGGAUGCUGACCAAGUCAUGAAGUGGUUCCAGAUUGCUGUCACCAAGGCCUGGAACAGAAUCUCCCACAAAUAUGAAUUUGACCUUUCCUUCAGCCUCCUGGACUCGCCAGGAGCCCUGAAGAUAAAAUUUAAAUCGGGGAAAUCGAUUGCCUUCAACCUCACCCCUGUGGUGCAGUAUGAGAACUCUGAUGUUUACUUCAUCUCCCACUUCCCUCGGAGCAGCCUGGCAGCAGAUGUUCCCUCCAGCACCCACUGGUUUCUCACCUUUGCAGUGUAUGAGAGGAGGUUCAUCCAGCUGGUCUCCAAAACACUGCCUGCCAAUGCCUGCCACGUCAGCUGCCUUCAGAUCCUCUCCUUCCUCCAUGGGAAGCAGUGCAGCCUCACAGGUCCCAGUGGGCUCACCAACUACCACCUGAAAACAGUGCUGCUGCAUCUCCUGCAGGCACGUCCCAGCCAGGACUGGGCCCCAGAAAAGCUGGAGGCCCGCCUACAGGACAUGCUGAAAUUCCUAGAGAAAUGUUUGCAUGAAAAGAAGCUUUAUCACUUCUUUAUUGGCAAUGGGAAGGUACCAGCAGAGCUGGGUUUCCCCAUCAUAUUUCAGAGGGCUGAGCCUCUCAACCUUUUCCGUCCCUUUGUGCUGCGCAGGGACAUUUACAGGAAGAUGGUGGACACGUUCCACGAGAUGCUCAGGAACAUGUCUGCACUGAUAAAUGAGUACACAGUGCACAUUCCCCUUGCACACACCAAUGGGAUCCGUAAGGAACCCCUUUAACCAAAGCCUAACUCUAAGCACAAGUCCAGAGGGCAGCUUUCUGAAGCCUCCUGGAGACAACUGACUUUGCCAGUAGAGCUUCUUGUCUGGAGCUGAACCAGUCCUGGGCCAUGGUUCCUGCUGAAAGGAAGAGGCUUGGGGGGGAGAAUAGGGAGAAACUGGAAGAUGUGGUGGUGAAGUAGGUUUCUGUUCCACUGCUGUGCCUGGUUUUAUGCAGCUAAGAAUAUAUUUUUUCUAUUGUGCCUCAGUCAUGCUACAGCAGUGGUGAGCAAUAAAUAUACGUAAUUUAUUCAGAUGCCUGCAAUGCAAAUGGGGGUGGGGGUGUGAUGGUGGCCAAAUACUUCAUUUC